UAAAAUUGUACACAUUAUGAUUUUUCUUCUUUAGUAAAGGUUUGCGGUUUUCACAAAUGAAUGGUACUUGAAGUUUAUCCUAUUUAUUUACUGCAACAAUAGUUUGUAAAUGUUCAUGGACUUUUUAUUAUCAACAAAUUCAAACACCAAUAGCUAAAUCAAAGUACUUUCAUUGAGUAGGGGUUUGUUCCAUCAUUUGUUAAUGUUCAAUUUGAUAUUUGUUUACAAAUCAGAAAUAAGUCUUGUCUGUACAAAUAUUUCAAACUGAAUAUUAAACAUCUCUUAAUCCCAAUUAAAGUAAUGGGUCGCCGACAAUUAACAAAGGGUAUAGCCCCAACCAACAAAGGGUAUAAUUCUGAACGAGCUCCAAUUAACUGUCAGUUUGUGGUCGCAAUCUGUUAACCUAUACAAUCUAUUGUGCUCUUAAAUGUUUGUUAUUGUUCUUCAACAUUCUGAUUUUUUAACGCAUAAAGGCAAUAUAUUUCGCACUGAAAGCUAGUGUUUCGGGUUUUCAUAUAAAAUGCCCGAUACUUGACUGGUAAUCAAUUGUAGAAGUCGCGCGAUUAGCAUCACCUUAGUUUGCUGUCUGCAAUCAUCGGUUUGUAGUGUGGAAAAAUUAUAUCGAAUUCGCCGAAAUCGAAGCGAUCUAACAACAUCGAAAUUACACUAUCAUCGCGUUUGCAGCAAACAUUUUAGCUUGGGUGUGUAACACAGGUAUAAUAAAUAACCAGACGUGAGGCCGUUAAACCUGUUUAAAGACCUAGUACCAAAUAGCUCUACACAAUCUUAUCCUUAUAUACAAAUCAGAGGGCUCACUCACAUAUUCAAGGUCGAUCGAAGAUUUUGUGUUUGGUUACAAGGCGUCCUUGCCGGCAUAAAGGCGUUGUUUCUUGCUUUCUGCAACUAAAAAUUUAUUAUAACAUGGGUGUAAGACCGUGCUGUGUACAUCAGUGCUAUGAUAUAUCUUCUAGACGGUUUUCACUUCCUAGAAAUGAAAAGUUGAAAAACAUUUGGAUCAGGCGGGCUGGAUGUGAACAUUUAUUGAAAAAUUUGAAAACUUGUUCUGGAUUUAUGUGCUCGAGACAUUUUCACGAUGUGUGUUUCAAGCCAGACGGGAGACUAUUAUUAAAUUCUCUACCAACAAAAUACCUACCUGGUUUCAAAGGUGCAUCUUCCAAAGAAAAUUGCUUCUUUCGACAGUAUAUGCCAUCUGCUAAGGGAUCUGAAACCCUCAAGAAAAUUCAAGGAGAGCCCGCAAAUUCGGAAGAUCCUCCGAUUAUAGAUUUGGCACCUCAGAAUGUAGGAUCUGAAUUAUUGGCCAAACCAGCGGUCACAGAAUAUCACAUGGACAUUGGAGUAUCUAGUAUGGAUGACCAAUCUAAAAACAAUGUUGUGUAUGAACUCAAGACACUUGCUAAUGAAUCCAACUCGACGUUGCUCAACGAAGACCACCCAGUGGAAAACUUGGAACUUCCCACUGAUGACACAUCUUUAUCCAUCAAUAUAACUAGUAACCUAUGCCGAUUGUGUCUGGAGAAUUCGCCCCAAAUGUGGAAUUUCUUUUCAAUUAUCACUCUUGAUGAUCAAAGUACAAUCGAUGUUGUUGUAGCUUUCGAAAAAUUAACAGGAGAACAUGUUGAAGAGCACGAAAACUCUAGACUACCUAAACAUAUUUGCCAGGCCUGUUUAGAUUUAUUGGUGUGCGCUCAUCUAUUUAAACAGAAGUACGAGAAGAGUAGUACCAUUUUGAAAUCCUUAUUAACUGAAAAUUGUGAAUCCGUGGAAAUUGUGAAAUCUGAAGAAUCGUGUACGGAAGAUAAUGAAACUGGACAUGAAAGUGUUUUAAUACCCGAAAGCACAACUGACUUUAGUAUAGCUGUUGAUGAUAUUCAAGAAUUGUCGGAUGAUGAUGUAGCGAGUUCGCCUCAGCCUGAAAUUGAACCACAAAGUGUUAGGAAAAGGAAGAGAGAAGAAGGCAAUCAAACAUUUCAACACAGUUGCCCGAUAUGCUUAAAGCAGUUUUCUGCUCUGGAACUAAAGCGACAUUGUCAGAGUCACAACUCUCUGCAACGGUACCUGAAAGCAGCUCCGAAAUUUAACCAAAAAGUGAGAUUUUUCGCACGGCCGAAAAAUAAUGUGAGCCUAUUUAAUCGACAGCCGGUCUCUCAUGUUUGUCCGUUUUGUUCGGAAGAAUUUGAUUCAAAAGCGUUUUUUAUCCAUGUAAGACAGCAUCGACAAGAAGGAAAUUAUCGAUGCAACAUCUGCAAUCGAAUUUUCUUGGGAAGAAAUCACUUAAAAUUUCAUCAACUUUCUCAUAAAAAAGAAUCGCCAUACAAAUGCGAGGAGUGUGGAAAAGGAUUUUUUAGACAAGCUAACUUUGACUACCACAAAUUAAGUCACACCAUGUCAGAUGAUUUACCUUUCAAAUGUAAAUACUGCGCAAAAAGUUAUUCGAAUCCCGAAGCUCUAAAGAGACAUACAUUCCAUCACGAGAACGACAUGCCUUACGGAAAACACUACAGUCUGAAUAAAGACUACGUUACUUGCAGACAUUGCCAACAAAAAUUAAAAUCUAGUGUUGAUCUAGAACAGCACACUUGCAGAUUUUGCUGUGCCAAGUGCCAUAAAAUUUUUGAGACUAAGAAAGAGUUUAACAAGCACGUUUGUAAAUACAAACUGAAAAUUUCAAAGUGUGAUCCGUGUGGAAAAACGUUUCAGCUGCCUAGUUCCCACAAAGCUCACAAGUACCGUUGCGGAUUUGGGACUUUAUGUUAUGUUUGUGGAAAAAAUGUGUCUAAUAUUUCACAACAUUUACAAUAUCACUUUGGAAAGAAGAAGGCAAUAUUUAAAUGUGCAGACUGUGGAAAGCAAUUCCAAUACAAAGACAGUUUAUCUAGGCAUAUCAACCAAACACACUUUAGUUUAUACCAAUGCGAAUAUUGCUCAAAGACGUUUGCAAGCAAAUGGAGUCUAACUGCACACGAAGACACUCAUACUGGACAAAAAGAACACGUAUGUAAUAUAUGUGGCAAAACAUUUACAUUGAAAAGCUCGCUGAACAGGCACAUGACUGUUCACGUGUUAGAUUUGCCGGGCACAUCAAAUAAUACUUUCUCCCCAUCAAAUAAUGAUCGAAUAACUGAUUAAUAUUUGUUACGGUAAUUCUAUACAACGCUUGCCUCUACCAAGACUAUGUCCACCUUACAACACAACUUUUGUCUAUAGAUUUAUCGAGAAAUUGCAACCACUUUUUCGUUGAAAUUCACCAAUUUUCAAAACAGAACAAAAGACGCUGAAAUUAAACUACGAUAUCUAAGUUUCAAGUUCUCUAGUUUUUACUAAUUUUCGUUUUAAAUACAUACAUUUUUGGACAAUGACCGGUGUCCUAGGACAGUUGAUUUUUGGGGGCAUUUAAAGAAGGAACAGGCAAUUUUAUGUAGCAUUGUUAAUGAUGACAUUUUUUCUUCUGCAGCAUCGAUUUCUUUAUAAAAUGUUAUCCAUUUUUACCUAUGCAUAUUUCUUUAAGUAUACUCAUUUCAACGUUGGCUUUGUAUUUCUUUUUAUUUUAUGUAUAUAUUUGCUGCUCUUUGAUACAUGGACAUUUUUGAUUAAUUCAAAGUCUUCAACUUUGAAUUAAUUACUAUUUGUUACUUUUAGGCACUUUGUUAACAUGCCUUAACAGUAUCGAUUUUUUGAGACGUUAUGAGACGGUCAGGUGCGGCUGGCGUUGUAAUGAAUUACCUUUGAUGGUUGAAUUACGCAAGAAAUAUGUACAAUAUGCAUUUUUAACCCGGUUAUUAAAGCAACUCAGUUUAGUUUGUGAAAUAAUAGGUUAGUACCCAAGUUAAACUAUUAGUUAGUUUUUAUGAUAGAGUGUUGACUGUUAUUAUUUUUUUGUAAAUUUUGAGGAUAUGGAUCCUAUUUUAAUGCUUCAGAUGGAUUAAUUAUUUUUCUGAUGUAGAAUUAACCAAUUGUUUUUCGUCUAUUUGUAUCCCAUUUAAUAUUUCCCGUGUUAGAAAUAGUUUCUGAAUGACUAAUUAUUUGUAUUAGUAGUAUUUAAUGGGAAGUUUUGUGUAAAUCUGAAACUAUUUUAAGAAUCUUAAUUCAUUAUCAUGUUUAAACCUAGAUGUCAGUUAAUUAGGCUGUCAAAUAAAACACUAUAUAUUUGAUACACAUUUGUGUAUAUUAUUUAAAAUCGUACCUUCGUACAUUAUUUAAAAUCACACAUUUUUUAUGUUGAUAUUUUUAUUCACAUCGAAGUCUUCAACAAUAAUUUGGCAUCGUGGACAUAGUUGAUUUUCGGCAUUAGAGCGACAUAGCCUACAUCUAGGGCAAUUUAAUUUGUGGCUUUUUGAAGCGGAAACUUUUAUAGUUUCGUCUGAUGAAGUGUUUUGGCAUAUGCCUAUCGAUGCUACUUGAAGAAUGUCCAUUAUGUCUUGAUUGAAGGCGAAAUAAGGCUGAGAAAUCAAUGUACAAUUAAAUAGGAAUUGAUAUUAGUAUAGGGUAGAUAAAUGAGUAUAAUUAGAGUUAUACCGAAUAAUUGUUAAUAUGUGAAUAUACCAACAUAAUACAUUUUGAUAUCAAGA
This is a messenger RNA of Dendroctonus ponderosae (mountain pine beetle), 4586 nucleotides long. RefSeq names its product zinc finger protein 883. Gene Ontology annotation, biological process: regulation of transcription by RNA polymerase II. The record is from RefSeq and is a predicted model, not a curated record. Gene Ontology annotation, molecular function: DNA-binding transcription factor activity, RNA polymerase II-specific; RNA polymerase II cis-regulatory region sequence-specific DNA binding; zinc ion binding. The coding region runs from base 922 to 3147 and encodes 741 amino acids. The transcript is spliced from 11 exons. Lineage: Eukaryota; Metazoa; Arthropoda; Insecta; Coleoptera; Curculionidae. Gene Ontology annotation, cellular component: nucleus.